Octodon degus (degu) is the source of this 618-nucleotide messenger RNA. It is a transcript of the gene Rbm48, whose product is annotated as RNA binding motif protein 48. The annotation marks the transcript as partial. Gene Ontology annotation, cellular component: nucleoplasm. The transcript is spliced from 4 exons. The record is from RefSeq and is a predicted model, not a curated record. Lineage: Eukaryota; Metazoa; Chordata; Mammalia; Rodentia; Octodontidae. Gene Ontology annotation, molecular function: nucleic acid binding.
GCCCGUCCCGCUCUGUUAUUGGAUAAAUAGUAGGUUAGCAAGGCGGAUGUUGUGCUCCAGGUCAGCUUUAGAGCAAGCAACAUGGCGUCGAGCGACGGGCAGCUUGGAAGUUUAUUCGACCACCACGUCCAGAGGGCGGUUUGCGACACAAGGGCGAAAUAUCGAGAGGGCCGAAGGCCUCGCGCGGUGAAGGUCUAUACAAUCAACUUGGAAUCUCGGUACUUACUGAUACAAGGAGUUCCUGCAGUAGGAGCAAUGAAGGAAUUAGUUGAACGAUUUGCUCUAUAUGGUACAAUUGAAGAGUAUAAUGCUCUAGAUGAAUACCCAGCAGAAGACUUUACAGAAGUUUAUCUUAUUAAGUUUAUGAAUUUACAGAGUGCAAGGAUAGCCAAGAGAAAAAUGGAUGAACAGAGUUUCUUUGGUGGAUUGCUUCAUGUUUGCUAUGCUCCAGAAUUUGAGACAGUUGAAGAAACUAGAAAAAAAUUAGAAGAGAGAAAAGCUUAUAUAGCAAGAGCUACUAAAAAUAAAGACUAUUAUAUGACAAAGAAGAAAGCAGUUCCAGAGCAUAAAGACACAGAAGAUCUUAGACGUGCCUUCCACUCAGGUAUGUCUGGAUUU